Wallemia mellicola CBS 633.66 is the source of this 2368-nucleotide messenger RNA. RefSeq lists its product as hypothetical. The transcript is spliced from 2 exons. The record is from RefSeq and is a predicted model, not a curated record. Lineage: Eukaryota; Fungi; Basidiomycota; Wallemiomycetes; Wallemiales; Wallemiaceae. Bases 81 to 1436 code for a protein of 451 amino acids.
CAAACUAGCUGAACCGUAUUUUAUCCUCCCAUUAGCUGCAUCUAGCUUCUUUAAGGCAAUUGAUUUGUGUUUCGUAUACAAUGAUCAUCAAAUACUUCAAUAUAUUCUUAUGGUGGACAUUAUCUUCUCUGCUGUUAUUUUCGUUGUCCUCAGCGUACGUUGUUGGGAAACCUUCGCAAAACGUGAACAAAACUAGCAGAUCAACAUUUAAUGAUAUAACGCUUUCGGCGCAGUUCUUUGACACAACAACCAUUGACACUUCAGUAAAAAGAGGGUCUCACCCUUUAGAAUUUCCUGAAAUGGUCAGAUUGGAAACCAACAGAGACAGCAAAAAUCCAAGUACCAACAAAUUUCUAGUUAGAAAAGAAAAAGCAUUCCUACGUAAUUCCUACCAGAGGACAAGGACAGAGUGGGAUGGAUCUAAGGCACUAGUGGAUAGAGGUAGAGUGGUGGACUUCGUCUGGGCCGGUUCAACAGCCAUUCUAUCUCCCAACCCAUACUCAAAGGGACUCGCUAUAGCUGGGAUGGCAUGUAGUGUUACAGGAUGGGCUUUGGAGGCUCUUCGGAAAGUACCUGAACCAAAAGCGGUAAGCUACGCGUGUAGCACAUUAUCUUUCUUAGGAGCUUUUUGGAACGCUUGGUUGUCACGGAAUACAAUACAGCAGGCUUACCUUGACUUCAUAGGCAAGACACCACCAGGCGAAAACUUCUUCUCUGCGCAUGAAAUGGCCACAAUGUUCACUGGGGGAAGGACAGCACGUGAUAAUUCAUAUUUCGGACAGUUUGAACAAAAACUAGCUAACGACACAAUCAAAGUAUUCAACUCGGCUAAAGGAAUACUAUUCCAUGAUCCUAAAGAUAAAUAUUCGGUUGUAACAUUGUCCGCUAUGAUAGGUGCUUCUAAAGAUAAGCCAGCUACUAUAGCUAUAUCCAAAGACCUGCGGCUUGAGCAUCCUUACUUAAAGGCGUGGUGGGAAACUUCGGGUAGUAAUAUUGUGUUGAGGACUCAUUCCGUCUCCCUCCACCAAAAGGAUAAGUUACAAAAGAGACUAUCUCAUGAAGGUGAACAACCCUGUAUUGAUGAGAUUGAGGAAGUCGAAUACAGUAACGAUAAGCUAUAUGCCUGUAACGAGAGAGCUGAAGGGGAAUACCCAGCGCAAGUCAUGUACGGCGAGAAUUUCUACGGGGACGAACAACAAUGGGAAAGGACCGACUACAACAUAGGUGCUGAAGCAGGCGAAGACAAUGGCGGUAUACCUUUUGCCAAUAGAGUCAUGACAGACGCAGAUGCUAAUCAAUGGUCAGAUGCCUGUUUAUGCCUCCAGGACAAUGGUCAAUGGAUUAGUACAGGAGCAGUUCAGUUAGCUAGAGAUGGAGAAUCAUACUAUGGACAGGAUGCCUGUUAUGCUGGUAAUUGUGGUGCCGAUGGGUUUUGAUAAGGCGCGGUAAUGCAUGAUCGUAUACCCAGUCCUUAAUAAAUAUAAGAACAAAAAAAGCAAAAAUAAAGAUAAGAACAUUCAUAUUCUCAGUCUUAAAGACUCUUGUAUAGGUUCGAUUCCUAAACCUGUACCUUGGUGGGGCAAGUAAAAUUCAGGUUAGGUAAAACAGCGGCAUGAAUACGUUUCUACAAAGAAAUACUAAAUACUAUCAAAAGAUCGUUACUAAAAAAGUGAAAAUUUCAAAAUCAAGACAUCUUAGAAUACUGCCUAAAUCAAGUGGAAGUUUGUCACUCUCUUUCUUACGAGCGCAAACGAAAUAAGCCUCUGUAGGUGGUCCCAGUUGGGAGUAAUCCUGCGCCAUUGCUUGAAGUGUUCCGUGGUGAGAGUACUCAUAGCACCUCCCGCACCAAACACAAUUGGCACAAACGUAACUGGAACAUGAUCACGAUACUUGAGGACCUUCUUGUGGGCUUGAUGGAGGGUGUUAAAGGAUGUGGCGUGCUAUAUAAAGAUAUAUGUGUUAGCUGUUACAAGGUAAAUACUGGCAGACGACAUCAUUAAAAUUGCCGUGAUAGUUCCACAUUCAUAAAUAGUACCACUGUAUAUUAAAAGAUGAUGAUUCAGUUAUCAACCUCAAAGUAUACGUGUACUGUCCGCAAGAUCUAUAUCUGACAAAAUAUUUAUCGGUAUCUAAUAUGUCAUGUUCAGUAAUACUUGCGGGAAUAAUAUGAAACUGAUGCUUUAAUAGAGAAUAAAUUAUAAGCCAAAAGUUGAGUAAGUUAUUGAUGGUAUGAAGCUAUCAUGACUCACCAAAUCUCAUCAAAACGAGUUCCAACUGAAAUAGUUCAGUAACCAAAUUUGCUCACAAAUUCUGGUAACAAGUUCCUUUCAUCAUAGAGAUUAGGAUCGCCAAUUUGGUCUAAUAUCGU